Molecule: messenger RNA, 2551 nt
Organism: Daphnia magna
Lineage: Eukaryota; Metazoa; Arthropoda; Branchiopoda; Diplostraca; Daphniidae
Product: nose resistant to fluoxetine protein 6
Exons: 11
Coding region: 152-2479 (775 amino acids)
Molecular function (GO): acyltransferase activity, transferring groups other than amino-acyl groups
Source: RefSeq, a predicted model, not a curated record
GUGCACUGUACGUAUAUAAAUAUCAACGAUUGAAACCAAUCAAUCAUUGUCUCAUGGCUUGUUAAGCGGUGACCGUAGUCACAGUCAUUGGAACGUGAUCGAGUUCAACGUGUCUGAUUUUUGCUGGUCAUUGGAGAGACGAAAGAACAAAAUGAAGAGCUGUUGCCGAUUAAUAAUCAUUGUUGUCGUGAGUAUCAACUGCUGUCGUCAAGCUGGUGUUGCUGGCCAGUCUGUCAGCCGACUGGGCGGGAUCGUUCGUCAGCAAACAUUCCAAUCGUGGUGGAAAGAGAAGACGGUUGAACUGGAAGAAAACGAGUUGGACGAAAGCGAUCAAUUGAACUUGAUCCAGCAGUGGCUUCAUGAUUUAGUGGUUAGGCUGGUGUCCUCCUCGUACCCGACGGCCGUGGCCAGCAACAUCAGCCACCAAUGCCAGGUGGAUAGUAUCCAUUACGUCCACAAUCUCUACCGGCGUUCCUGGGCUAUGCAGAUGAAGGAAUCUUCCGGCAAAGUCCCAAUCGGACUGUACGGAUCGGGCAAUUUUCACGCCGACGGGUUGUUCGAUGAAUGCCUGGCCGUCCGCGGUCCCAAUUUCACCGGUCAGUACUGCACGGCCUAUUUCAAAGCGGCUCCAGUUAUGCAAUCGGACAUCAUUGAUCCUCAAGUGCCUACCAAUAAUGAAGAACGGAGCGCUAACUUGGUGACGUUGUUACAAUUGCUGGGCGCCCUGUCGCCUUCGGCGGGGCGUGUCGAACCCAAAGUGGCAAAGGCUGACGUACUCGCCUACGCUUUUCCUAGCAUCAGUUUCUGUUUGCCAUCGUCUUGCAGCGCUGAUGACCUGGGCCAGGCCGUUGCGGAGCUUGUUGGUAGUUACAUCAUCGCUAAUUACUCGCUCGUGACCGUGACGGACGAAGUGUACUGCUUUACAGAUGACGAAGAUCCGCCCUCUUUCGAUGGACCCGACAUUACCGUCAUAGUUGUAUUGAGCUCAUUGGGAUUGCUGGUUGUCAUGGCAACCGUUCACGAUGCGUGGAGGAUGAUACUGAACGAGCCUUUCGAUUCCAAGAAAGACGGCCAUGUUAUUAACGUUUUACACUGUUUCUCAGCAUUAACUAAUGGAAGACGAUUGCUGUCGAUGAAAAGCACGAAAUCACCUUCGAAUUUGGCUUGCGUUCACGGCAUACGAGUCCUGUCCACCUGCUGGGUGGUCAUCGGACAUUCGUGGAUCAUUGGCCCAGCUUCUAAUUCGAUGAAUCCAAGCAUGGUCAAUGACGAUGCGAUGACGUGGUGGUUCCAGGGCAUUUCAAAUGCCACAAUUUCGGUUGACACCUUCUUGCUGGUGGGCGGUCUGCUCGUCUGCUAUCUUUUGCUGGCCGAACUGGAUCGCAACAAGGGCAAAUUCAACAUCGGUUUCUUCUAUCUCCAUCGAUAUCUCCGAUUGACGCCAGUGUACGCCAUUGUUCUCGGAUUCGUCGCUACGUUGAUCGUGUACACGGGGACGGGGCCCAAUUGGUACAACGUUCAAUUAUCUGCUUACGGAUGUCGCAUCAACUGGUGGUGGCAUCUCCUCUACAUCAACAAUCUCUUCCCGACCGACAUCAACGUCCAGUGCAUGGAACAGACGUGGUACCUGGCACUGGACAUGCAGCUGUUCAUCCUCUCGCCGCUGUUCAUCUACAUGUUGUGGCGUCGCAAAAAUAUCGGCCUGGCACUACUUGCUUUCGUCUUUCUAGGCACGAUCGGUGCCAACUUCGCCAUCUUUGCCGUGUUCGAUUUGAUGCCGACCAUCAUGCCCACCCGAACAUUCGAUACGCUGGCAAUGGGAUUGGAUGCUGAUUAUUACUACACUAAACCGUGGACUAGAGCUCCACCUUACAUCGUUGGAGUGUGGCUCGGUUGGUUCUUGCACGUGACGAAAGAAUCACAGAAACGCACGUCCAAGAUAAUAUUGGUGAUAUUUUGGACAUUAUCGUCUGCUAUCAUCCUGGCAGUCAUCUACGGAUUGGUUCCAUAUUUAGACGAGAACAAAGUGCCCACCAUCGAUCCGGCCAUCAGCUUAUGUUACGGUUCAUUACACAGAGCAGCCUGGGCUAUCGCCGUGGGCUGGAUCGUGUACGCUUGCACGCGUGGUUAUGGCGGCUUCAUCAAUCGAUUGCUGUCCUGGAAAGGAUUCCUACCUCUAAGUCGAUUGAGUUAUUGCGUUUAUCUCAUUCACUAUUCGUAUUUGGACGCGUUCUACGCCUCCAAUCGCAAACUCGUUUACUACACAUUCCUCAGCCAAUUGACGACCUAUUUCGGGAUUUUGGCCACUGUCUUCGGGCUGGCAUUUGUGGUCUCCAUCACGGUGGAGGCUUCUUUCCUAAACCUGGAGAAACUCGUCUUCGCUCCGUUUUAUCCACCUAAACCGAGAGAAUCAGAAGUUGUGCAGCAACACUCGUCUAGACGCAUCGACUGGAAAAGCAAAUCGUUUAAUAAAUACUAAAUUUCGCAACGGAUUAUUAUUAGAACAAAUACGUUACACACGUCCGUUGGUGAAUAAUAUACAAAUUCUAUA